UCCCUGUCAGGGGAGAAGCGAUGCGCGUCGACUGACAGCAGCGACUCGGAGCGAGACUGGGAUGAAAUUCAUCUGUUGAUAAUCCGCUAAUUUGCUUGUAAUGAAGUCUGGCUGAUUAGGACUGGAGACGAGCCAUAACGAGAGCCAUGGUGACCAAGAAAAUCCGGACGGAGUACAUGAAGAAAUUCAGGGACCCCAAAUGGGAGACGUUUUCCAAGUGCUACGAGGACUCGCUGAAAUAUCGGCUGACCCGGCGGGUGAUGGAGCAUUCCCACAAGCCCUGGUUCUGGGAGGGCUGGGACAACGGCUCCGAGUCCAGCGGAUGGUCCACGCCGAGGAUAAGCAGGAACAAAAUCGCGCCUCUGUCUGUCCGGCCGUCGACGUCUUUGGACGGCGUGCGGCAUAAGCUAUGGGAGUUCAAGUCCAACCCCGAGCUGAAACCUUCGUCUGAGGACGUAGAAACGGAGGUGGAAGCCGGGGAAGCGCAGGUCGUCGAUGCUGCUCCGCCCACAGAAGGAGCAGUUUUAGAAAACGGUGUGACCGAAGCCGAUCAGGGCUCAGCGAAGGAGGCCCCAAACAACAGCGGACCGUCGGAUGAUGCAGCAACAGACGAUGGACCGGCGGACAGGGCUUCAUCUGACGAGGAACCGGCAAAACCUGAACCAAAGCGUCGUCACCGCCACCGCACCCCUCGCUCCGAGCCAGGACACCGAGACAGUUCCCAUGACGAUCAGCCGGCCCCGGUCCGCAAGCCUUCGAGAGCCAAGAGCCAGCCGCCGGUCAGCACCAAGGAGAAGGAGAACCGGCAACCGUCCGGCCGACACGACUGGACCGAGAGACAGACGGAGGUCAGGAGGAACACACAGGAGAGCCACGGAGCGGACGCCGGCGCCCAGACCCGGCGGGAGGCGGACAAGCGGAGCUCCAACCUGGACCGGCGGAGAGCGCGCUCGGCCGACCUGGAGAAGCUGAAGCACUCGGAGCUGACGGUGGUGGACGACCGCUGGAUGACGGAGUACAUGCGCUGCUUCUCCGCCCGGCUGAGGUAGAGGCAGAUCGCCCAGCCCUGUCGGCCAUCUUGAAACACAACACCGCCCCUCCCCCUCUCCUCCCCGCCUCCCAGCACCGUGUUUCCUUAUUGGAGGGCAGAUGACAGGACGCAGUAGUGGGACAGGUGUCGUUCUCGUCAGUUUGUUAGUAGAAGUAACAAGACAACCUGAACGGCGUCGUCUCGUUACCUCAGCGUUACACAAACAGUCGAUAUCCCUAACCCUAACCCUAACCCUGUUGAAACCCCUCGUCCUAUCCCGUCACCGCUGUCUCCUUAUUGGACAGCGGGUAACCAAACAGAAAUGGCGGGUUAUGGCUCGCUCACAUGAAAUAACGAGACGACCUGAACCACGUUGUCUUGUUUCUUCUCCGUCUGUGAGAGUGUAUCACUGCUGCUGAGAAACAAAACCUGAGUUUUUCUCACUUGGAUCAAAACACUAAAGCUCUGUUCACAUUCCUGACAUUCCUGAGGACGUCCAGUAAUUUGUAACACAAGCAGAGACUGACGGUGAUUUAAAAUUUUUUUUUAGUGAACUUCAAAACUAAACUUUGAGUAACUGAAAUUGUAAUUUGUGGUGUGCAAUGUCCUCAUCUUCUCCCUUGUCCUCUAAAAACGGCGUUUCGCUCUUUCUCCUGGCACGAAAAAUGGAUAAAGUCGUGAAAUUUAAAGAGGAAGAGUUUUUUUAUGAUAACUGUCUGGGUGUUUUUGCUUUAUUCGUUUCACAAGGAGAGGAAAAAGAGAAAGGACAACAGUGAAUUCCGAAGGGCUACAACCACAACGAUGAUUUUCAUUUAAUUGAGUUUGAUGCACGCCAGGCUGUGGACCCCUGUUUGAUAAGCUGCAGUCUCAGGGAUCCCCUUCUGAUGAGAUUUAGUUAUUACUUCAUAACUGUCUGUGCUGUGUCAUUCUUAUACAUUCUCUCAUUGGGCUAACAUUUACUCAAUGAAAUAAUAGUGAAAAUAAAAUAUUACCCUUUUUUUCUGGGAACCCCCUGGAAUCCCCUCAAGGACUCCUUGAGGACUGGGGGUCCCGGGACACCAAGAUCCCAAUUCUCAUUCAAAUAAUUGUUUCAGCGCUAGAUUUUACUGGAUUUCACGAUACUCAACAAAUGUAAAAUAAUUCCAGAAACGGUUUAACUUUUGAGUCUGGGCUUCUUAAACCCUGCUCAAAUCAUGCCGUGGGCAAUAAUGAGGCAAAUAUCUUCUCCAUCCUUCCUUCCUGAUAAAACCGCAGAUGUUUUAUGUUUUUUGGCAGCAGCGAUACAGCUCACAGGUUUUUUUUUUUUGCUUUGUUUUGUUUUGUUUUUCCAGUCUACACUUGUUAAAAAUGUCAAAUGGUUUUUUGCUUUGGCUCCGUGUGAGCUGGACAGCAAAUACUCACCAACAACAGAGACAAGAACUCUUUCUAAGCUUUUUCUUAAAAAGAAAGAAAGAAACAAACAAAGUUCACUCUUGCUGAUCUAUGAAUCCUAUUUGAAUGUAUUUUAUUUCUGAGCAUGAAAGUCUCCAGUCACAUUGCUGUGCUUUACUUUUGCUGUUGAUAUUUCCUCACAGUUUUGUUUUUGAGCUCUAUCACGAAGGCAGCUGCACAUAUUUAUAACUUUAUCGAGGUGUUUGAAUCAGUGAGAUAACUGGAAGGACCAAACGGUGGAAUAUUUUUGAUAUUUGAGUAUUUUGGAGCUACAGAUUCUAUUUCCUGCUUGGUAGGUGGCAUGGUAAAAAAAAAAGAAUUAUAGAAAGACAAGAUUUAUUAGUAAAAAUGAGUAUUUUCAGUGAGUAAAUUUUCUAGCUUUAUUGUCAAUGGUGCAAAUAAUCUUCUCAGUCUGUAUUCCAGAAAGUGAACUGUGAACGGGAAACACUGAAACCAGUGGAAGCCAAUGGAAGCCAAUGGAAGCCAAUGGAAACCAGUGGAAACCAAUGGAAGCAUGUUUCCAUUGACUUGACAAUGAGAAUGACCUGCAAUGCUAGCAUGCUACUUUUCCAAUAACUGCAGUGCAAAUAUAGAAUUUAUUUUUCAGACUAAUGUGAGUGGUGAAGAAAAAUCAAUCAAAAUACCUUUUAAAGGGGAAGUCCGCUCAAAUCAAUCAACCUUUAGGGUGUUGUUUGAAAAGGAAAAAAAUAUAUAUAUGUAUCUUUUUUUCUGUUUUAGACGUUUUGAGUUAUGGCUUUGCAAGAUUAUGAAAAAAAUGCAACUGCGAAUGCAUUCCUUUACAUUGCUUGAGACAGAUGAAAACACUCCGCUUUGUCAGAAAUCCAGCCUAGAAGUCAAGUUCCCCUUUAAUAUUGUCAUUUUUAUGCAGGGAUGAAAUGAUAGGAAAAAGGAAGUGUUUAUUAAUUUCAGGUUCAAGCUACGGUGUGUCCGCAAAAGCCUCCCAUCAGGUUGUUUUCACAUCAUAUUUCCUCAUUUAAUAUACUAACUCAUUGCCUCAGUGCAUUUUGAACAGUGUUGUGUAUGGGUUGUAGUUUUCACUUCAUCUCCUCCCUCCCCUCCGCCUCGCCGGGCUGCGGAGGAAGACUUUGGUGUCGUGGUGAAGAUGUACCGACUUCGUUUUUGACUUGUAUCUCGAUUAUUGUCAGACAGAUUUUUUUUAUUCUGGUUGUUUAUGCGUCGUGGCGUGAACGUCGGAUCCUGUGAUUGAACUCGAGGGCUAAAUGAGUCGUUGGAUUUAUCAUGUAAAUUCUGUGACUAUAUAUAGUUUUUUUAAAAUUGAAAGUGUAUCGACUCAGUUCGGGAUGUUAUUCUUUCCCACAGUCUUAAUGUCCUUCACUCAGAAUGUGCACAGCUAUAUAUACAUAUCCAUAAGUUUGUUGUCCCAAUUGACAAAACAUCGCCUCAGCAAUUUUUUAUAAAAGAUGCUUCACUUUCAACACGCAUGUCCCGUCAGGCACAGCACAACAAAACACACAGUAGUACCACAGAAACUGAAAUCCCAUUCAUUUUCUAUGGUUAAUAACAACAACAACAUUUUGGCUAUUCACCUCCAAGAGAAUGAUGUCAACUUUUAUUAAAAUAAUAAUUAUUUCCAUGGCUGAUUUCAACCACUGGAGUUCAGGAUGUUAUUUUACUCAUAUUUUCCUUCCUCACAAAAAAUCAAAGUCUGGGAGAAAAACUGAAAAUGUACAUAAAAAAGUGGCAUAUAAACUGAAAUAUGCAGCACCAAACAGUUGCAGAAAAUAUCGCCUAUCUUUGGCAGCUGUAUGGUCCAAAAAUAUGAAUCGGUGCUUUAGAGAGCUAACACUAACAUAAAGGAGACACAAUGUUUUGGCAUGAAAAUAAAAAAAGGUAUCAGUAUUGCACAAAAUGCAGGCCAUCUCCUACUACAAUCGAAAAAUAUUAUAUACUAAUAAUAUCAUCAAAGAAUUUAUAUUAGUUGAAGCCUAGUAAUUAUGGUUUAUAAUAUCUAAAGUCCUGUAUUGGGAACAUAACUGCCUUUUAGAGGACGGUCUUUUUUGAAUAUUAAAUAAUUUCUCAAAGUGGAUAUGAAGAGUUUCCUUCCAAAGUGAGACCUUCAUCACACAGAAAAAUAGUGACUGUUGAAUUUUUUUGUUAGUUUUAUUUUAUUUAUUUAAUUUUUUUUUAACGUGAGGCCAGUGUGUCAGCCUGCGCCGUGCAGCCCCACAGCCCCUGAUUGGUUUCCAGCGGGCACAGCCUGGGCGGCUCUCUGGGGGUCCUGAGCGGCGUCGGCGAGGCCAGGAAGAUCAUCUGUAAGGAGAUUAGAGCGCCACGGCUUUGCUGUAAAGAACCCAAAGGUUCUGCUGGGAACGUAGGAGCUGGGAAACGCAGGCUGGUGUGUUUUGUGUUUUGGCUGCAGCUCCUGUGGGGAUUUUGGGAGCUGAUCAGAUUUUUUGUUUUUUUUUAAUCCCUCCUCUCCUGCUCGAUGAACUGUGAGCAGGAGGUCAAAGGUCACCGGGAGUGUCCCAGUGCCCCUGUUAGAUUACCAGCGUGAGCAGCUAACUUGAAUUACCGAAGGGGAUAAUGUGGAAAACAAAAAUGGAACAGAGAGAAGAGGAUGAGGCUCUUUUCUGGGACAGAGGAUGAAGUUAAACUUAACACGGUUCACUGCUGAAUGUUUACUUCCUGCAAGGUGCUAUCACUUCACUUCACUUCACUUCACUUCUUUGAUUUGUUUUGAUUUAUUUUCUGUCUGACAUUGAAUUAGUAUGUGGUAAGUUUAACGUAUUAGUUUCGAUGAAGGUGGGGAUUUUUUCCUUUACUGUUCAGUCGAGGUGGUUAUGGCCGCUCAUGUUAACCCUGACCUCUUCUUCUUCUGGACAUUUACUUCAGUGAAAAUAUGAUUGUAGUUAUAAGUUUAAAUUAAUAUCCUGUGUGGUUUGCAAACAGUCUGCUGCGACAGAAACCUCCAUGUUUCCACAAAACAACAAACGGCACAAAAUGAAGACAAAGUUUAGUGUUUUUCAAAGGAAACAAGGGAAGCAUCAAUAAAAUAAAAACACUUUUACAGAGGGAAUCCUUUAUAUUUUUGGAAUAUUAAUAAUGAUGAUGAAGAGCAGAUAAUUGUUUUUUUUUUUGCUUUUUUGUUUGAUUCCUCCAACAUGGAUGUACAGAACAUUUGAAAAUGUACUCACUUCAUUUAACAUCAUGUUGUAAUGUACAGCACUGUGUCAUCACCCAAAAAGCUUUUUUUU
Molecule: messenger RNA, 5697 nt
Organism: Myripristis murdjan (pinecone soldierfish)
Lineage: Eukaryota; Metazoa; Chordata; Actinopteri; Holocentriformes; Holocentridae
Gene: ccsapa
Product: centriole, cilia and spindle-associated protein a
Exons: 4
Coding region: 147-1049 (300 amino acids)
Biological process (GO): regulation of mitotic spindle assembly
Cellular component (GO): spindle; cytoskeleton; centriole
Molecular function (GO): microtubule binding
Source: RefSeq, a predicted model, not a curated record